UGCAUCAGUUGCCUGCCUAAGGGACACUUGGAGGAUGAUAUAUAGUAGUAGGUCUCUGUAACUGUCUUAGAUAUGUUGAAAAUCAGAUUAAAUUACAGGUCUUAGCAGUUAUAUAACUCUUAGAAUCUUCUGUUUGUAUAAUGGAAUAAUCCUUUUAUGUACUUCUGAAGCUGCCUUAAAGUAUUUCUGCAAGUUUAUCAUUAAACUGGAAUGUAUCUACAGAUCAACAUAGAUAAAUAUUUUGCUGUGAUUAUUUUUGGAAAAUCUAGCAAAGAGUAAAGCAGCUAUUUGGAAGAUAUCCAUUCCUGCCUAAAACCAAAGAGAAGCAGAAUUCUUAAGGACAAAAAAAAUAAAUAAAUCUGAGUAAGCAACUUCACACCACCUCCUGCUUCCACUGCUUCAGCAAGAUAUCUGAGUAAAUCCUCUUCAAUCAUUUGUUGCUACACUAAAGAGAGAGAGAAUUCCAUAGCCUGGAUAUUAUUGUUGGGCUCCUUUGUCCAAAAUGAAAACCUGUGGACCAUCUUUGUCAUUUGUUCGGUGCCUUUUCCGGAGAAAAAUUAUCACUUCAGACAGCCUUGAAGAUUCCAAAUUAUGUCGCUGUUUAUCCACCGUGGACCUUAUUGCACUAGGAGUAGGAAGUACGCUGGGAGCUGGUGUUUAUGUCCUUGCUGGAGAAGUUGCAAAAGCAAAUUCUGGACCUAGUAUUGUUGUUUCUUUCCUCAUUGCUGCUUUAGCUUCUGUGAUGGCAGGCCUUUGUUAUGCAGAGUUUGGUGCUCGUGUUCCAAAGACUGGUUCUGCCUAUUUAUAUACCUAUGUCACCGUUGGUGAACUCUGGGCUUUUAUCACUGGCUGGAAUCUCAUUUUGUCCUAUGUUAUAGGUACAGCAAGUGUAGCAAGAGCAUGGAGUGGCACCUUUGAUGAACUCCUUGGGAAACAAAUUGGUUACUUUUUUAAAGCUUACUUCAGAAUGAAUUAUUCUGGUCUUGCCGAGUAUCCAGAUUUUUUUGCAGUCUGUCUUAUAUUGCUCCUAGCAGGUCUGUUAUCAUUUGGAGUAAAGGAAUCUGCAUGGGUGAAUAAAAUCUUCACUGGGAUUAACAUCUUGGUCCUUCUCUUUGUCAUGACUUCUGGCUUUGUGAAAGGAGAUAUUGGUAACUGGAAGAAAACUGAAGAAUUUCUUAUAAACUACACAAUAGAGAUAAAAAAUGUAUCGUAUUUUGAGAAUGUAACAAGUGCAUUUGGAGUUGGUGGUUUUAUGCCAUAUGGCUUUACUGGAACGCUGGCUGGUGCUGCAACCUGCUUUUAUGCUUUCAUAGGAUUUGAUUGCAUUGCAACAACUGGGGAAGAAGUCAAAAAUCCCCAGAAAGCCAUACCUAUUGGAAUUGUAACUUCCCUGCUGGUCUGUUUUAUGGCCUAUUUUGGGGUUUCAGCUGCUUUAACUCUUAUGAUGCCAUACUACCUAAUAGAUGAGAAAAGCCCGCUUCCUGUAGCAUUCGAAUAUGUUGGAUGGGGCCCAGCAAAAUAUGUUGUAGCAGUGGGAUCUCUGUGUGCUUUGUCAACAAGUCUCCUUGGAUCCAUUUUCCCAAUGCCACGUGUAAUCUAUGCUAUGGCGGAGGAUGGGUUGCUUUUCAAAUAUCUAGCUCAGAUCAAUCCCAAAACGAAGACUCCACUUGUUGCUACUUUAUCAUCGGGGGUUGUAGCAGCUAUAAUGGCUUUUCUCUUUGACCUAAAAGCCCUAGUAGAUAUGAUGUCCAUUGGUACACUUCUUGCGUACUCACUGGUAGCAGCUUGCGUUCUUAUUCUCAGGUACCAACCUGGUUUAAAUUAUGAGCAACCAAAAUAUUCAGAAGAAAAAGAAGCUCUUGCUGGACCAGAAAGUAAAUGUACAAGUGAAUCCCAAAUUAGCAUGAUACCAGGGCAGAGGUUUAGCCUACAAAUACUGUACAAUCCAUCCAGUUUGCCAACUGAACAGUCUGCUGCCAUGGUUAGCAUUCUUGUAGGUCUGCUGGCUCUCCUGGUCUGCGGCUUAAGCAUUCUGACCACUUAUGGGAUUCGUUUUCUUGCCAAUCUGGAGCUUUGGAGUAUCUGCCUCCUCCUAGCUCUUUUUGUACUAUUUGUCACCACGACACUUUUCAUCUGGAGGCAACCUCAGAAUCAACAGAAAGUGGCAUUCAUGGUUCCACUCUUGCCAUUUUUGCCAGCUUUGAGUAUCUUGGUGAAUAUUUACUUGAUGGUGCAGCUUAGUGGAGAGACUUGGGUCCGGUUUAGCAUUUGGAUGGCACUUGGUUUUUUUAUUUACUUCGUUUACGGUGUGCGACACAGUGUGGAAGGCCAUCCUAGGGAGGACGAUGAGGAUGAGGAUGAUGACACCUGCUCAGAAAAAAGUGGCACUCCAGAAAAGAUCUAUGUGGGAGAUCCAAAUAAGCAUGAAAAUGCAAGUGAAAGUGCUCAGUUUAUUGCCCAUGAAAGGACAAGUGAAUGUUAACAAUUGCCAGCUAUUAUAGCAUAUAUAUCUUUUGAGCAGUGAACUGUAACAGAAUGGAGUUACUGGGACAAAUACAUGUUCUUGCAAGAUUAUUAGUAAUCUACUUACACCUUUUGGAAACACCUACCAUCAGACUUGGAACAGUGAUCUAGAUUGCUACCAUUUCCUUACCAGCAUCCUGCAACUUUAAUUAGCAGAACACCCUGCAGCUGAUUCAUCAGGAGUACCUAACAGUGGGGAGCUGAACAAUUUGAUUUGUGUUAUUUGGGCACAUGUGUUUUUGUUUCUGUACUUAUAUAAUAUCCUAUAGCUGUCGAAUAACAACAUAGCCAGGUUUUUUUUUCAACCUCUCUACAUUCACAGAAAUGUUAAUUGUUGGAAAUUUAUGUUAAAAAUACAACAGCUUAGGUGAGUAGGAAAGUAAUAAGUAUGGCAGAAAUUUAGUCUCAAUUAUGGUAUAUGUUAACUUUUGAUAUUCUUUAUCUGCAAAUUAUGUAAACCAUGAGCAUCCUUCUGAAAAGGCAUUAUAUUUAAGACUAGGCUCAGUGAGUUAACACUGCAGAACCAAAGGCUGGCUCUUCUGUUCAUCCCAGAAAAGCCAGCCUGUGUGGUUUUGGACAAGCUGCACAGUCCCAGG
Molecule: messenger RNA, 3119 nt
Organism: Pogona vitticeps (central bearded dragon)
Lineage: Eukaryota; Metazoa; Chordata; Lepidosauria; Squamata; Agamidae
Source: RefSeq, a predicted model, not a curated record